CUUAUCCGGAGGCCCACGCUGCUUUCUCUGCUCUGCUCGGCUCGGCUCCCCCACCCGCCGCCGCGCCAUGGCCGCCAUGGCGCCCUCCUCCUCCUCCCCCUCGCUCCCCGCCCGCCUCCCCCGCAGAGCGCACGCCCGCCUGCUAGGCCGCAAGGCCCCGCCCGCCUCCGCCCCGCGCCCGCUCCUCCUCUCGUUCCCCGGGCUCCGCGCUCCAGCCGCGCAGCAACGCUCCGCCGAGUGCCAGUUUGGCGAAGAUGACGGCGAGGAGGAGGAGGAGUACGGGUAUGACGGCGAGGAGGAUGAUGAUGAAGACGAGGUGGAGGAGGAGAUGGACGUGGAGGCCAUGGAGGAGGAGGCGCGCGGCGCCGCCGCCGACCUCGCCGAGCGCCUCGCCCGGGAGCUCCACAUCGAUGAUGAUGUCCGGGAGAAACGGAAAAACAUCAGGGAAUCCGUGUCUAAACAUAUCCCAGAUAGUCUUCUUCCAAAGGUGGCAAUUAUUGGGAGGCCAAAUGUUGGUAAAUCUGCAUUGUUCAACCGUCUUGUUGGGGGAAACAGGGCUAUCGUUGUUGAUGAACCUGGUGUGACAAGAGAUCGCUUGUAUGGACGAUCUUAUUGGGGUGAUCAGGAGUUCAUGGUUAUUGAUACUGGUGGGGUAAUUACUUUAUCAAAGUCUCAGGCGGGUGUCAUGGAAGAACUUGCUGUCACCACUACUGUUGGUAUGGACGGGAUUCCUCUCGCCACUAGAGAAGCUGCUAUUGCAAGGAUGCCAUCAAUGAUUGAAAAACAAGCAGUUGCAGCUGUUGAUGAAGCAGCCGUCAUACUAUUCGUCGUGGAUGGUCAGGCUGGUCUUGUGGCAGCUGAUAUAGAGAUUUCUGAUUGGUUACGACGCAACUACUCUGACAAGUGUGUUAUACUUGCUGUCAAUAAGUGUGAAUCUCCACGGAAAGGGCAAAUGCAAGCAUUAGAUUUUUGGUCACUAGGGUUUUCUCCCCUGCCAAUUUCUGCUAUUACUGGCACAGGAACCGGAGAUCUCCUUGAUCUGGUGUGUGCAGAGCUGAGAAAAUUUGAGGGAUUGGAUGGAGUUGAAGAAGAGAAAAAUAAGGUUCCUGCUAUUGCCAUUGUGGGAAGACCAAAUGUGGGGAAAAGUAGUAUUCUAAAUGCUUUGGUUGGAGAAGAUAGAACUAUCGUGAGCCCAGUUAGUGGGACAACACGUGAUGCUAUCGAUACUGAGUUUAGUACAGCAGAUGGAGAGAAGUACAAACUCAUUGACACUGCUGGGAUCCGACGCCGGGCAGCAGUUGUUUCUGCUGGCAGCACAACCGAAUCACUUUCGGUAAAACGUGCAUUUCGAGCAAUUCGCCGCUCUGAUGUGGUUGCCCUUGUUAUUGAAGCGAUGGCCUGUGUUACAGAGCAGGAUUAUAAAAUUGCAGAGAGGAUUGAGAAAGAAGGAAAGGCUUGUGUCAUUGUUGUGAAUAAAUGGGAUACAAUCCCAAACAAGAACCAUGAGAGUACGACACAUUAUGAGCAAGAUGUAAGAGAAAAGCUUCGCAUACUUGAUUGGGCACCUAUUGUCUACUGUUCUGCGACAAAUGGAACCAGUGUUGAAAAGAUAAUUUCUGCUGCUGCUUUGGUUGAGAAGGAAAGGUCUAGAAGACUCGGUACCUCUAUUCUUAAUCAAGUUGUCAGAGAAGCUAUAGCAUUCAAACCACCACCACGGACAAGAGGUGGCAAAAGAGGUCGUGUAUAUUACACAACACAGGCUGCCGUGGGUCCACCGACAUUUGUUCUAUUUGUGAAUGAUGCGAAGCUCUUUUCUGAUACAUACCGCCGUUACAUGGAAAAGAAACUCCGGUCAGAUGCUGGAUUUCCAGGCACCCCUAUUCGGUUACUAUGGCGCAGCAGGAGGCGGCCGGACAAACGAGGUAAAUCUGCAGAUAGUAAGUUGCAGAGCCCAGGAGCUCCUAGCAGAAUGGUUGUAGCUGCCUGAUCGAGCAACCUCCAUAGACUCCGUUCGGAUUUGAGUAUGUAGCCGUGGCUGAUGCAAUACACGCGGAGUGGAGUUUGAGAUUCAGAAAUGAACUUUUGCGACUUCGAACUGUCAGAGUGGGAGGAGAUGCCCUAGUGCUGAAGUUGCAGCGGAUGAUGAUGAGGAAGAUAGUAUUAUACGGAAGGAAACUAGUGGAAAAGAGUAUGGUGGACACAUCUGAUGCAGCACAAGGUCAUCACGGCCGAGGGUCCCAAAUCUUGAAAACGGAUGAUAGAUGGAUGGUGCGGUCAUGACAGGUUGCGUUGGAGAACGGCUUCGCCUUUGUUUAGGAGGUGGGGAUGCAAGAAGCUGUGUGGUGAGGGAGGGACAGGUUCGUUACAGCACGAAGCUGCGUGUUGUUUGUCUCCAUCUUUGUACCCGUGUGUUCUCGCUAAUGGGUCGCUUGGUCUCCUUUGUGUGUAACCAGCCGGGAGCUAAGAAGCUUGCUUUUUUUUUUUUUGAAAGCAAGAAGCUUGCUUUGGUUUCGGCUGGAUAUGCGUAUGUAGUCGACGUCAUCCGUGUUAUCUUUAUAGAAAAAAGGCAGAGAUCGAUCGAGUUGGGUGCUUUCAGUUGAGCCCACCCCAUGGGCGUUAGGCACGUCCGUGCCGGCCACACGCUACCAAGCUGGGAAUAUUAGACCAA
Molecule: messenger RNA, 2668 nt
Organism: Panicum virgatum (switchgrass)
Lineage: Eukaryota; Viridiplantae; Streptophyta; Magnoliopsida; Poales; Poaceae
Product: GTPase Der-like
Exons: 12
Coding region: 68-1987 (639 amino acids)
Cellular component (GO): chloroplast
Molecular function (GO): GTP binding
Source: RefSeq, a predicted model, not a curated record